UCCGUCCGUAGAGCUCUCCGUGCACUCGAGGACCGGGACCCAGCGGGAAGUUCUUUUCAAAGCCGUACACGAGGCAUGAGUAUUUUCUUUGUUCACACCUUGGUCUUGGUCCCGACGAUCUUUCCUUGCAGCUGUGAUGAAUGAAUCUUUCAAGUAUUACGCUCGUCACAAGCCAGAAAUUUUCCCGCGAGCUGUGAGGAUCGAUCGGAAAGUCCACCCCGAGCCAUUCAAAGUCUCUUCUUAUCAGAGCUUCGCGGACGACAAGUCAAGGCCCGAAGCUUUUACUCGCAUGAUGUGUGCCGAUGCGAGCAUAUGCUCGGUCGGAGAAGCUUCUGCAAAGUUGACCGAUGCGAAUUAUAGCCGAGGGGAGGAAAGGAAAUUCUUAUUCUUUCUCUGAGGAAAGCAGCAACAAAGAGAACGUCUCUCCCUCUCUCUCUGUCUUUCGUUUAUAUGCCUCAAGCCAGAGAGAAAGAGAGAGAGAGGAGAGAGAGAAGAGGAGCAGUGAUUCGCCACUAUUUCUCUAGCAGCGUAUCAUCAAAGAAGCAUGACUCUCGACCCUGGAGAGAAUGUACGCAGAGUUUUUCUUUCCUUGUUUCGCCCCUGCCUCAAGCAAAGUCUAUGAUAACGACGAUGAUACUCGCGAGCCGAGCGGCAUUUGACUAACUUCCGGGCCACACAAGAGCGCAAAAUCCGAGCGCUCUCCCUUCUCGUCUUUUCUCUCCCAGUGUUCUCUCAUGCUGCAAGUCUUCCAGGCCGGGAGUGUAUGACGACGACGAACAAGCGGCAGCAAAGUCUCUUGAGAGGCGGAGGAGACGAUCGCAAGGCGAGCAGCAACACCACCAUGCCCGGGCGGAGCUCCAGCUUCCACAAGACGGUCACCAAGCUCGUCCUCAAAGGCCUCCAGGAGCUGGCGAGCUUGCGGAGCAGCCGGAGGAGCGGCAGCUACAGCCCACUGAGCGGUGACAAGAGCUCCUACUCAAGAACCGCCGAUGUUCCCAGAGGAUACCUCGCCGUCUACGUUGGCGAGCAGCACCAGGAGAGGUUCAUCGUCCCGACCAAUCACCUCCACCAUCCCAUCUUCAAGGUGCUGCUCAAAAAGUGCGAGGAGAAGUUUGGUUUCUGCCACCAGGGACCGCUGCAAAUCCCCUGCCCGGUCGAUCUCUUCCACCUCCUGCUCUGGCACAUUGAGAACAGCGACGUCGUCCUGGAUUCCUCGCAGGCUCAAGAGCUCGUCGAUCUCUAUGUCGUCAGCCUGGAGAAUCUUUAGCAAAGCAACUAUAUCCUACACGAUAUUCUUGAAAGCACAAUGUAGGCCGCAAACCUCAAGGAUUUCUUUCUUUCUCUUGCA
Selaginella moellendorffii is the source of this 1348-nucleotide messenger RNA. RefSeq names its product auxin-responsive protein SAUR40. The transcript is spliced from 2 exons. Lineage: Eukaryota; Viridiplantae; Streptophyta; Lycopodiopsida; Selaginellales; Selaginellaceae. The record is from RefSeq and is a predicted model, not a curated record. Gene Ontology annotation, biological process: response to auxin. Bases 764 to 1267 code for a protein of 167 amino acids.